This is a messenger RNA of Chelonoidis abingdonii (Abingdon island giant tortoise), 1952 nucleotides long. RefSeq names its product unc-50 inner nuclear membrane RNA binding protein (gene UNC50). The record is from RefSeq and is a predicted model, not a curated record. Gene Ontology annotation, cellular component: Golgi membrane. Lineage: Eukaryota; Metazoa; Chordata; Testudines; Testudinidae.
GACAUUGGUGGAGCCAGGCCCUGAAUAUUGCUGGAGCCCGGGCACCACGGGCCCCUACAACUCACCGCCCUGUAUUUGGGGUCAGGCAGAGAGUUCACCUAGGUCAGAUUGGUAGUGACUUCAGCAUUUGGGGUUUUUUGCCUUUCCCUGCAGUGUGUGAGUGUGGGUCACUUGCUCGGAUUACCUGGGUAUAUCUCAGUCACUACUUUGCCAUUGCAGGAGCCUCAGGCAUUGGUGCAUCUCGGACUAUGACACUAGUGAUCUUACAGUGCACAGCUGUACUGCUACAGCUGUGCCACUGUAAAGUCUCCUGUGUAGCUGCUCUGUGCUGAGAGCAGAGAGCUCUCCUCCUGGCAUAAUUAAGCCACCCCAAUGAGCAGGGGUAGCUAUGUCAGCAGGAGAGCGUCUCCCACCAACAUAGCGCUAUCCACACUGGCACUUUUGUCAGUGAAAUGUAUGUUGGUCGGGGGUGGCUUUUUUCCCCACCCCCAGUCCGACAAAAGUAUUACUAACAAAAGUGCUGGUGUAGAUGUAGCCUUAGUCCCGCCUAUUUGCUUGUGACACAUCAUAGUCUCGUCUCCUGUGGGCAGUAAUAUUCUGGUGGUUGAGUUUAGUGUAGGGUUUUGAGUGGUGGCGGUGGCCUGUGAUAUACAGGCAGUCGAACUAGAUUAUCUGGUGGUCCUUUCAGGCCUUUAAACUAUGACUGAUAUUCAGAGAUCUGAGUUCAAGACCCCGUUGCAUUGACUAUUUAAUUAUCAAUACAAAGUGAACAGCUUCAACAGGACAGAUUGAGAGACCCACCCCAGAAUACCCAAUAAUCAGUUGACACUCAUCUGAGACAUGGAAGACCUGGGUUCUCCCCACCUCAGGCAAAGGGGAAUUUUGAAUCCAGGGUUCCCAGAGCCUGGAAAAAUGUUGCCGACCACUUCAGUUAGUUCCCCAAACCAGGGCAAUGGUGCGUUAAACUCCAGGGAUGCAGCAAGACAUACAGCGGGUGCAAAACGCUACAAAUAUCUAAGGAGGCUCCUUCACUUCCGGCAGAUGGACUUUGAGUUUGCUCUUUGGCAGAUGCUCUACCUGUUCACUUCACCACAGAGAGUUUAUAGAAACUUUCAUUACCGAAAACAAACAAAGGACCAGUGGGCAAGAGAUGAUCCUGCUUUCUUGGUAUUGCUGAGUAUUUGGCUGUGUGUCUCUACUAUAGGAUUUGGAUUUGUGCUGGACAUGGGAUUUUUUCAAAUGAUAAAGCUACUUCUUUGGGUUGUGUUUAUAGACUGUGUAGGCGUUGGCCUUCUAAUAGCAACUUUAAUGUGGUUUAUUUCUAAUAAGUACUUGGUAAAGCGACAGAGCAGAGACUACGAUGUGGAAUGGGGAUAUGCCUUUGAUGUUCAUCUGAAUGCUUUCUAUCCACUUCUAGUCAUUUUGCAUUUUAUCCAACUGUUUUUCAUCAAUUAUGUUAUCUCGUCAACCUCCUUCAUGGGAUAUUUUGUUGGGAAUACAGUAUGGCUCAUUGCAAUUGGUUAUUAUAUCUACGUAACAUUUCUUGGGUACAGUGCAUUGCCGUUUUUGAAGAACACAGUUAUCCUUUUGUAUCCAUUUGCACUCUUAAUUCUGCUAUAUGUGCUCUCAUUAGCACUGGGAUGGAACUUCACCAAGACACUUUGUACUUUCUAUGAAUUCAGAGUGAAAUAAAAACAGGUCUUCAUAUGUCUCUACUGUGUAGUUUGUCUUAGCUGCUGACAGUAUGAACACCUAAGACCUCUUGUUGUAAAUGGUUGUACAUUUUCUUUGUAGAUAACUGUAAAAAGCUUGAAGUGUCUAUUGCAAUUUUUAAUGAUUAAAGUAUUUACAAACAGUAAAAAUGUUAGGUAUUCUGUAUGAAUACUUUUGCAGUACAUUCCUCAAGACAAACUACCUGUACAUUUUUGUAAUAAAUCUACUUAUGAAUAAGU